Messenger RNA from Peromyscus leucopus (white-footed mouse), 3206 nucleotides. It is a transcript of the gene Cbl, whose product is annotated as Cbl proto-oncogene. Gene Ontology annotation, molecular function: SH3 domain binding; calcium ion binding; ubiquitin protein ligase activity. Gene Ontology annotation, cellular component: membrane raft; plasma membrane. The record is from RefSeq and is a predicted model, not a curated record. Gene Ontology annotation, biological process: negative regulation of epidermal growth factor-activated receptor activity; cell surface receptor signaling pathway. Lineage: Eukaryota; Metazoa; Chordata; Mammalia; Rodentia; Cricetidae. The transcript is spliced from 16 exons. Bases 155 to 2896 code for a protein of 913 amino acids.
CCGCGCCGGGGCGCGCCUCCGGGCGGGCGCCUCCCUCUCACACUCGCUCAGCUGCCAGCGCCGGCGGUGGCUCGCCGGAGAGGCCCCUCCUUCUCGCCCCGCUCGUUUCCCUUCGCUCGCGGGCCGAGCGGGCUCCCCAGACCCUCGGCUGGCCAUGGCCGGCAACGUGAAGAAGAGCUCGGGCGCCGGCGGCGGCGGCUCGGGGGGCUCGGGCGCGGGCGGCCUGAUCGGGCUCAUGAAGGACGCCUUCCAGCCGCACCACCACCACCACCACCACCUCAGCCCGCACCCUCCCGGCACGGUGGACAAGAAGAUGGUGGAGAAGUGCUGGAAGCUCAUGGACAAGGUGGUGCGGUUGUGUCAAAACCCAAAGCUGGCGCUCAAGAACAGCCCACCUUAUAUCUUAGACCUGCUACCUGACACCUACCAGCAUCUCCGCACUGUCUUGUCAAGAUAUGAGGGGAAGAUGGAGACACUUGGAGAAAAUGAGUAUUUUAGGGUGUUCAUGGAGAAUUUGAUGAAGAAAACUAAGCAGACUAUAAGCCUCUUCAAGGAGGGAAAAGAAAGAAUGUAUGAGGAGAAUUCUCAGCCUAGGCGAAACCUAACCAAACUAUCCCUGAUCUUCAGCCACAUGCUGGCAGAACUGAAAGGCAUCUUCCCAAGUGGACUCUUCCAAGGAGACACUUUUCGGAUUACUAAAGCAGAUGCUGCAGAAUUUUGGAGAAAAGCUUUUGGGGAAAAGACAAUAGUUCCUUGGAAGAGCUUUCGACAGGCCCUUCAUGAAGUCCAUCCCAUCAGUUCUGGGCUGGAGGCCAUGGCUCUGAAGUCCACUAUUGAUCUGACCUGCAAUGAUUAUAUUUCCGUUUUUGAAUUUGAUAUCUUUACACGACUGUUUCAGCCCUGGUCAUCUUUGCUCAGAAAUUGGAACAGCCUUGCUGUAACUCACCCUGGUUACAUGGCUUUCCUGACAUAUGAUGAAGUAAAAGCACGGCUCCAGAAGUUCAUACACAAACCUGGCAGUUACAUCUUCCGGCUGAGCUGUACUCGUCUGGGUCAGUGGGCUAUCGGGUACGUUACUGCUGAUGGGAACAUUCUGCAGACAAUCCCACACAAUAAACCACUCUUCCAAGCACUGAUUGAUGGCUUCAGGGAAGGCUUCUAUUUAUUUCCUGACGGACGAAAUCAAAAUCCUGACCUGACAGGUUUAUGUGAACCAACUCCCCAAGAUCAUAUCAAAGUAACCCAGGAACAAUAUGAAUUAUACUGUGAGAUGGGCUCCACAUUUCAACUAUGUAAAAUAUGUGCUGAAAAUGAUAAGGAUGUGAAGAUUGAGCCCUGUGGACACCUCAUGUGUACAUCCUGCCUUACAUCAUGGCAGGAAUCAGAAGGUCAGGGCUGUCCUUUUUGCCGAUGUGAAAUCAAAGGUACUGAGCCCAUUGUGGUGGAUCCAUUUGACCCCAGAGGCAGUGGCAGUCUGUUAAGGCAAGGAGCAGAAGGAGCUGCCUCCCCAAAUUAUGAUGAUGAUGAUGAUGAACGAGCUGAUGACUCUCUCUUCAUGAUGAAGGAGUUGGCAGGUGCCAAGGUGGAAAGGCCUUCCUCUCCAUUCUCCAUGGCCCCACAAGCUUCCCUCCCUCCAGUGCCACCAAGACUUGACCUUCUACAGCAGCGAGCAUCUGGUCCUGCCAGCACUUCAGUUUUGGGAACUACUUCCAAGGCUGGUUCUGGCUCCCUUCAUAAAGACAAACCAUUGCCAAUACCUCCUACACUUCGAGAUCUUCCACCACCACCUCCUCCAGACCGGCCUUACUCUGGAGCAGAAACACGACCUCAGAGACGGCCCCUGCCUUGUACACCAGGCGAUUGCCCAUCUAGAGACAAACUGCCCCCUGUCCCCUCUAGCCGCCCAGGGGACUCAUGGUUGCCUCGGCCAAUCCCGAAAGUACCAGUAGCUACCCCAAGCCCUAGUGAUCCUUGGAAUGGAAGAGAACUGACCAAUCGGCACUCACUUCCAUUCUCAUUGCCUUCACAAAUGGAACCUAGAGAUGUUCCUAGACUUGGAAGCACAUUUAGUCUGGAUACUUCCAUGACUAUGAAUAGCAGUCCAAUAGCAGGUCCAGAGAGUGAGCACCCAAAAAUCAAGCCUUCCUCAUCUGCCAAUGCCAUUUACUCUCUGGCUGCCAGGCCUCUUCCUGUGCCAAAACUGCCACCUGGGGAGCAGGGGGAGAGUGAAGAGGACACGGAGUAUAUGACUCCCACAUCUAGGCCUGUAGGGGCUCAGAAGCCAGAGCCGAAACGGCCGUUAGAGUCAACCCAGAGUUCACGAGCGUGUGACUGUGACCAGCAGACUGACAGCUGCACGUAUGAAGCAAUGUAUAACAUUCAGUCUCAAGCACUGUCUGUGAUGGAAAACAGUGCCUUUGGGGAAGGGAAUUUGGCUACAGCCCACACCAGCACUGGCCCUGAGGAAUCAGAAAACGAGGACGAUGGGUAUGAUGUGCCUAAGCCGCCUGUGCCGGCUGUAUUGGCUCGCCGGACUCUGUCUGACAUCUCUAAUGCCAGUUCCUCCUUUGGCUGGUUGUCUCUGGAUGGUGACCCCACGACAAAUUCCAAUGAGGGUUCCCAAGUUCCUGAGCGGCCCCCUAAACCAUUCCCUCGGAGAAUCAACUCUGAACGCAAAGCAAGUAGCUCUCAGCCAGGCGGAGGGGCCCCUGCUAACCCUGCUGCCAUCGUCCCCUCACCACAGCUCUCCAGUGAGAUUGAGCGCCUCAUGAGUCAGGGCUACUCCUACCAGGACAUUCAGAAAGCUUUGGUCAUUGCCCACAACAACAUUGAGAUGGCCAAAAACAUCCUCCGGGAAUUUGUUUCUAUUUCUUCUCCUGCCCAUGUAGCUACCUAGCACAUCUCUUCCUGCCUUGGCUUCAGAGGAUCCAUGAGCUGGGCUCUUACUCAAAGGAGCACCUAGGAAAGCAGUGGCUUCUUUUGGGACAUCACAGUGAGGUCCUGCCUUUUCUGUGGGUAUUGACACCCAUGGUUCCAAAAUUUCAAAGCAGUGGAAUGUAAAUGGAGCAGCUAGUGUGUUUCACUGUUGUAUUGGUCUUAAAAGUAUGUUUGUAGUCCUUCAGUCCCAUUAGGAGAGAAUGGAUUUUAUUAAAUGGUAACCUACCCCUGGAACAGUACAGAAAGAGAAGUGCUGUGCUGUAGCCCUA